Lates calcarifer (barramundi perch) is the source of this 1456-nucleotide messenger RNA. RefSeq lists its product as uncharacterized. NCBI's taxonomy places the organism in Eukaryota, Metazoa, Chordata, Actinopteri, Centropomidae. The transcript has a single exon. The record is from RefSeq and is a predicted model, not a curated record. Bases 40 to 999 code for a protein of 319 amino acids.
GUUGCACUGCUACAGGGACAUGCUUGGAAAGUGUUAGGAAUGUCUUCACGUAAUAAUGAUGUAAGAUUAUUCAUGAUUCUCAUCAUUGCUCCCCCCCAGACACUGAUGUUGCUCCACUCCUAUCGCCCAUACUACAGCAGACAGGCCGUCCUCAACAGGGGGGCACCUGCUGUCCCGGCUCCGCGCUGCAGUGUCUGCGAGAGCACACGAUUAGUGCACAGCUGGAAGGAGAGGCAGACCUGUAACACCUUAUCGGACUUUGACAUUACAACAUCACGCACACGGGAGACGCGGCGGACAGCAUUACCCUCUCCAUCCCGGGAGAAUUCAGACAUGAUGCCCCGUCUGCCUGGCGGCGGCGGCGGUGGGACAACGCGCCGGACCACCGGCACCCUUUUGUCGGCGUGUCUGGUCUCUGCUUGUCAAGCCCUCCGGAGCUGCGGGGAGGUCCAGUGCGGCGACGGCCAGCAGUGCUGUCCGCCCAUCGUCAACGGGAACGGCAGUGCCACCUCCGCGGUGCGCUGCUGCAAGCUCCCCAUCCACAUAUUCUUCGACAACGUAGGCUGGUUCACGCGGAAGCUGUCGGGCAUCCUGAUCCUGUUGCUGCUCUUCGCCAUGGGCUACUUCAUCCAGCGGAUCAUCUGCCCGCGGCCCCGCCGGCACCAGCACCACGACCGCAGCGAAGAGCCCUCCCUCUUUCACGGGCACGCAUCAGCGUCCCAGGACUCCCUGCUGGACCGGUACCCGGAGUACAGCCUCGGGGACUUCACCUCUCCGAACCUGCCAGCCUAUGACGAGGUCAAAUAUUUGCCCACGUACGAGGAGAGCAUGCAGGAGAUGCACAGGGACCGAUCUGAUGAUAACUUGCUGUCGGAAAACGAGAGGGGCGGUCAGGGCAGAGUGAGAGCUGCAGGACCGAGGGCUGGAGACCAGAGACGGGAUGUCCUGGAGGUGACAGGACCGCAACACAGCCCAAGGACAUCUCGAAACUCUGUCUGACUGAGACUGGGCAAAGCUGCUGAGACAAUAUAGUAUUCUUAUUUUAAUAUCAUCAGGGUAAUUAUCUUGCAGAGAUACAAACUCAAGUGCAAUUAUAAUCCUGAAUGUUAAGAAUAAAAGGAGGAGGCUGAGAAAAUGUACGUGUUUUGUAAGAUUAUAGCGGAUUACUCGCCUUUUGUAUGCAAAUGACCGCUUGGGUUAAGUGAAGAUUAUAAAGUAGAAGCGGAGGCGGCUGAAAUUGACGCUCUUUGUGUUGGGGACAGCUAAUUUGGCUCCGGUACAAUCGCAUUAAGUUCUACUUCAGCUCCUCGAUUUUAAGUGGCACCGUGAAAACAGUUUUUCUUCUGUCAAAUUCUCGCCCUUUCUUACUCUUAAUGCUAAAUAUUCUGCUGGACCCGAAAGAUUCUUCAUUGAAUUUGCAUCCAAAAGGAAGAAUAUUUAGUCGUCCCCCCGCCCC